AUGACAAGAACUAACAAAUGGACAGUUCAUGAGAAAGCCUCAGAACCAAGAUUCUUCACCCACAAUGGCCACUACAAAUCCGACCCAAAUAAGGUCUGUAAGCAUGGCUCUGGAAAGUUCAAUUGGGGUAAGGCCGGAGACGAAAUGAUGGAUGAAGAGCCCCAAAACAACACUAUGGGCCGUAGGAACUCCAACCACGACGCCAACGAGGCCGAGAUCAAGAAGACAAUGGAGAAGUGUGACAAGUUGGUCACCAGUUAG
Messenger RNA from Australozyma saopauloensis, 261 nucleotides. RefSeq names its product Stf2p (gene STF2). The record is from RefSeq and is a predicted model, not a curated record. The coding region runs from base 1 to 261 and encodes 86 amino acids. Lineage: Eukaryota; Fungi; Ascomycota; Pichiomycetes; Serinales; Metschnikowiaceae. The transcript has a single exon.